CACAGGGGUGGCUGUAAAACAAAUAUGUAACGUUACCAUUUUUUGCUAGUUGUCACAGUGGACGGCCGAUAAAACGCUUAUAUUUUUUGUAAGGUGCCAUUAAUAGUUAAGGUCAGCCAGACAAACGCCACAAUGUCCGUGUUACCGCAGCAUGUGCGUGGAAUAGCAAACAACUGCUAAACGCACGCUAGCCGAGCUAACUGGUCAACACGGGUUCACAUUAGCUAAUGUUAGCUACGUAACUAACGAGUGGUUAACCAUAGCCGCUUUUAGCAAGCUUCUUAGAAAAGUCCGAGUCAAAAAUAUUCCAUUAUUAUUGUGUCUACCUAUCAGACAGCUGGCAAGCGCCAUCGACUAACGUUACUGCUAUCUACACGCUUGCAAAGUGACUUAUCUUGGCAUUCGUCCGCGCUUCAAUUUACAGUGAGCCAAACCCCACCACCACCCCGAGACUCUGAGAUGUGUUAUAAGGAUACAGGACACCGCCGUCAGAUGGUGAUAACCCGCCUUCAGCCAACAAAGCCAAAAGAGGACUUGGACACUGGACCUACACAGGAUAAGAUUGCAUGAGCAAGAAAACGACUGUUUUGAACCAUGAAGCGCAGUAAGCACCGUGGACACAAGGAGGACAAGAGCGGAGAUGAGCCUGCUAUUCUGGAGACAGAGGACCUGGAUCGCCAGGGCAUGUUCAUGGGAGGAGGCAAAGACCCCGACACAAUCUCAGUAGCCUCAGUCACAGCCGUGACUACCAAUGUCUCUAAUAAGAGAUCAAAACCAGACAUAAAGAUGGAACCCAGCUCCGGGAGGCCUGUGGACUACCAAGUCAGCGUGACAGUAGUUGAGGCCAGGCAGCUGGUGGGGCUGAACAUGGAUCCCGUGGUCUGUGUGGAGAUUGGAGAGGAUAAAAAAUACACGUCAAUGAAGGAAUCAACCAACUGCCCAUACUACAAUGAGUAUUUUGUGUUUGACUUCCACGUCCCUCCAGAUGUUAUGUUUGACAAAAUCUUGAGGUUGUCUGUAAUCCACUCCAAAAAUCUUCUGCGAAGUGGAACCAUGGUUGGGACUUUUAAGAUGGAUGUCGGUACAGUUUACGCCCAGCCAGAACAUCAGUUUUACCACAAAUGGGCUGUGUUGUCCGACCCCGACGACAUCACAGCAGGCUGCAAGGGCUACGUUAAAUGUGACAUUGCAGUUGUGGCCAAAGGAGACAAUAUAAAAACUCCACACAAGGCCAAUGAGUCUGAUGAAGAUGACAUAGAGGGGAAUCUCCUGCUACCAGAGGGGGUACCUGCAGAGCGACAGUGGGCUCGUUACUAUCUGAAGAUCUACAGAGCAGAGGGACUUCCCAGAAUGAACACCAGCAUCAUGGCCAAUGUCAAAAAAGCCUUUAUAGGAGAGAAUAAGGACCUGGUUGAUCCUUAUGUCCAAGUACAGUUUGCUGGACAAAAGGGGAAAACAUCAGUUCAGAAGAGCUGCUAUGAGCCCAUUUGGAACGAGCAGAUUGUUUUCACGGAGAUGUUCCCACCACUGUGCAAACGCAUAAAGCUCCAGCUCCGCGACUCCGACAAAGUGAACGACGUGGCCAUAGGAACACACUUCCUUGACCUGCGGAAGAUUUCCAAUGACGGGGACAAAGGCUUUCUUCCAACACUGGGACCUGCCUGGGUUAACAUGUAUGGCUCCACGCGUAACUACACCCUGAUGGAUGAGUACCAGGAACUGAACGAUGGGCUGGGUGAGGGGGUGUCCUUCAGGGCCCGGCUGCUCAUCAGCCUGGGCAUGGAGAUCCUGGACACUUCAUCACCUGAUAUUACCAGCUCCACAGAGGUGCAGGUGGAGGGAGUGCCCAACAUUUCGGAGAGUUCCACCGGGAAGAUUGAGGAGUUUUUUCUCUUUGGGUCAUUCCUUGAGGCCACAAUGAUUGAUAGAAAGAUUGGUGAUAAGCCCAUCAACUUUGAAGUUACCAUAGGUUACUAUGGCAAUGAAAAUGAUAUUGUCAUCAAGCCGAAAACAAAAGGGAAGAAGGGGGGAGGCGAUGACGAAGAGGAAACUGAACUGAUCCACAACUCCAGUGAGGAGGAGAUGGAGGAUGAUGGCGAUCUCACAUCAGUGGCCACCACACCUCCCAUGAAACCUGUCAUCACUGACCGGAACUACUUCCACCUGCCAUAUUUUGAGAGGAAGCCGUGCAUCUACAUAAAGAGCUGGUGGCAGGACCAGAGACGGAGGCUGUACAAUGCCAACAUUAUAGACAACGUGGCAGAUAAACUGGAGGACGGUCUUAAUGAUGUACAAGAGAUCAUCAAGACAGAAAAGGCUUAUCCUGAGCGGAGACUCAGGGGCGUCUUGGAGGAACUCAGCCAUGGAUGCAAUCAGUUUAUAUCGCUGGCAAACAAGGACCAGAAUCAGUCUGGGAAGACCAAACUUGACAGGGAGAGGCUGAAGUUGUGUAUGUCAGAAAUGGAGACCAUAGGCCAGCAAGCUAAGGCCAUGAGGUCACAGGUGAAGAAAAGCACAGUGAGGGAUAAAAUCAAGCUGGCCCAGAAUUUCCUCCAUAAGCUGCGCUUCAUGGCUGAUGAACCCCAACACAGUGUUCCUGACAUCUUCAUCUGGAUGAUAAGCAAUGGCAAACGUAUUGCUUACGCCCGUGUCCCUUCCAAAGACAUACUUUAUUCUAAUGUGGAGGACGAGACUGGGAAGGACUGUAACAAAGUCAAAACAAUCUUUCUCAGGAUCCCUGGAAAGAAAGGCUUCGGGCCUGCUGGCUGGACGGUGCAGGCCAAAAUAGAGAUUUACCUGUGGCUGGGUCUGACUAAACAGCGCAAAGACUACCUGUGUGGCCUGCCCAAUGGCUUUGAGGAGAACAAGCUGUCAUUGGGACCAUCAGCCCCUCCCAUCAGCCUCACAUACAUGAUGAAACAGAUCUUCCAGCUGAGGGUCCAUAUGUACCAGGCCCGCAGUCUGUUUGCUGCUGACAGCACAGGGCUGUCAGAUCCUUUUGCCAGGGUUUUCUUCUCCACACAAAGCCAGGUUACUGAGGUGCUGGCUGAGACUCUCUGCCCAACAUGGGACCAGCUGCUGGUUUUUGAGAAUGUAGAGUUGUUCGGAGAGGCCACCGAGCUGCGCGAUGACCCUCCUAUUAUUGUCAUUGAACUGUAUGAUCAGGACACAGUGGGCAAAGCUGACUUUAUGGGACGGACCUUUGCCAAGCCUGUGGUUAAGAUGGCGGAUGAACACUACGGACCCCCACGCUUCCCCCCACAGCUGGAGUACUAUCAGAUCUACCGUGGGAACUGCACCGCUGGAGAAAUGCUGGCAGCCUUUGAACUGCUGCAGAUUGGUCCCAACGGGAGAGCCGACCUGCCUCCCAUCGAUGGUCCCACAGACAUGGAUCGUGGCCCGAUACUCCCUGUACCACUGGGUAUCAGACCGGUCCUCAGCAAGUACAGGAUUGAGGUGUUGUUCUGGGGCUUGAGGGACCUGAAGAGGGUCAAUCUGGCCCAGGUGGACCGACCCCGCGUGGACAUUGAGUGUGCUGGCAAAGGAGUGCAGUCUGCCCUCAUCCCCAACUACAGGAAAAACCCCAAUUUCAGCACGCUUGUCAAGUGGUUUGAAGUGGACUUGCCUGAGAAUGAGUUGCUUCACCCACCACUGAAUAUCCGCGUGGUGGACUGCAGGGCUUUUGGCCGCUACACACUGGUUGGCUCCCACGCCGUCACCAGCCUGCGGAAGUUCAUCCACCGGCCGUCAGACAAGCAGGCCAACAACUGGUCUGCCACAGAGGAAAUUGUUGUUGUCAGCAUGGAUCAGGAGCCUGGCUUUAAGAAAAUGGACACUGUGGUCAAGUUAGACUCUUGCUCGGAUGCUGUGGUCAAGGUUGAGGAUGAUGAGAAGGAUGGAAAAGGGAAAAAGAAGAAGAGGAAGAAGGGUGAUGAUAUUGAAGAGGAAGAACUUGAUGAGAGCAUGCUGGACUGGUGGUCCAAAUAUUUUGCCUCAAUUGAAACUUUGACAGAGGCUCUCAAGGCUCAGGAGGCAGCUCUCUCUGAUUCAGAGGAAAAGGAUGACAUGGACCUUGCGGAUGGAGGCACCAAGAAAGGCAAAGGAAAGAAGGACAAGAAGAAGUCUUCGGAUGCACCAGAGAGGAGAAAGCCAAAGCUGGAUGAGCUGAAGGUGUAUCCUAAGGAGCUGGAGAAUGACUAUGAAUAUUUCGAAGACUGGCUUCACACUUUCAACCUGUUCAGGGGAAAGGGAGGCGAUGACGAUGACCAAAAUGUGGUGGAUGAGGACAGGCUUAUCGGAAAAUUCAAAGGCUCAAUGUGUGUGUACAAAGUGCCACCAUUAGAUGAUUUUUCGAGAGAUAUGUCCAUGGACUCCAGCAUGGGAAUGUUUCAGAACAUCCCCCAUAAUGAUCCAGUUAAUGUCCUUGUCCGCAUCUAUGUCAUCAGGGCAACCGAUCUGCAUCCAGCAGACAUAAAUGGAAAAGCAGACCCCUACAUUGCAAUCAAACUGGGAAAGAAUGAGAUCAAAGACAAAGAGAACUACAUCUCAAAACAACUGAACCCUUUGUUUGGCAAAUCCUUUGACGUGGAAGCCACCUUCCCAAUGGAUUCAACACUAACAGUGUCGAUUUACGACUGGGACCUGGUGGGAACCGAUGAUCUGAUUGGAGAAACCAAAAUUGACCUUGAGAACCGCUACUACAGCAAGCACAGAGCCACAUGUGGCAUUGCAUCCAACUAUGCCAUCCAUGGCUACAACGUAUGGCGAGACCCAAUGAAACCCACACAGAUCCUGGCUAAGAUGUGCAAGGAUGGCAAGCUGGAUGGGCCUCACUACGGCCCGGGAGGAAGGGUGAAGGUGGAGAACCGUGUCUUCAUGGGGCCAACUGAGAUAGAAGAUGAAAAUGGUUUGAAGAGGAAGACGGAUGAGCACUUGGCCCUGUCAGUGUUGAAGCAUUGGGAGGAAAUCCCCCGAGUGGGCUGCAAACUCGUCCCAGAGCAUGUGGAGACCAGACCACUCCACCACCCUGAUAAGCCAGGAAUUGAACAAGGGAGAAUUGAGAUGUGGGUGGAUAUGUUCCCUAAGGAUAUGACUGCCCCUGGACCUGCCCUUGACAUUUCACCAAGGAAGCCAAAGAAGUUUGAACUGAGGGUGAUCAUUUGGAACACAGAUGAGGUCGUUCUAGAGGAUGAUGACAUCUUUACUGGCGAGAAGUCAAGUGAUAUAUUUGUGCGAGGCUGGCUGAAAGGGCAGCAGGAGGACAAGCAGGACACCGACGUCCACUACCACUCCAUCACAGGGGAAGGAAACUUCAACUGGCGCUUCGUCUUCCCGUUUGACUACCUCAUGGCCGAGGAGAAGAUUGUCAUCUCAAAGAAGGACUCCAUGUUCGCCUGGGAUGAGACUGAGUACAAGAUCCCGGCUCGCCUCAGUAUUCAAGUGUGGGAUGCUGACCAUUUCUCUGCAGAUGACUUCUUAGGUGCGAUCGAGCUGGACCUGAACCGUUUCCCACGUGGUGCUAAGACUGCCAAGCAGUGCACCAUGGAAAUGGCGACAGAUGAAGCAGAUAUGCCCAUGGUCUCCAUCUUCAAACAGAAGAGGAUCAAAGGCUGGUGGCCAUUUGUGGCCAGAGAUGAAAAUGAUGAGUUAGAACUCACGGGAAAAGUGGAAGCAGAGCUGCACCUCUUGACGGGAGAAGAAGCCGAGAAAAGCCCAGCCGGCGAAGGACGCAAUGAACCAGACCCACUAGAGAAACCCAACCGUCCAGACAUUGCCCUCCUCUGGUUCCUCAUUCCCUUCAAAGCUGCAAAGCACCUGGUGUGCGACCAGUACAGGUGGCUGACCAUCAAGAUCAUCACCGCUCUCCUACUGCUGGCCAUCUUGGCUCUUUUCCUAUACAACAUGCCGGGUUACAUGGUGAAGAAAAUGCUGGGGGCUUAACCUAUCCCCAGGAAGUCCCCAGUAUUUCUUUAUGCUGCAUAAACAUCCUUUCAGCUAUAAGUAACUUUUUUUGUCCUUGAAAGAGUCUUUUCUUUUUUACCACUUGACAAAAGUAUUCAACAAAUGAUAGACAAAAACCAACUAACUAAUGACUGAUAAUGUGUAUUACCCUGAUAUAAUUAGUUCAACAUAAUUACCAAAAUAAUUUCUUGCAACGUAGUGGUGUAGCUUUAUUAUUCCUGAGUAGCAAAUCUUAAUUUUUCCUUUUUCCACAACAGCCAGAUAAUGGCUGUUGUGUUUGCAUUGAUUUAAUGUUACUGUUUUUCACAAGUAUUAUUGGUCAACAUAGCAUUUCUUGGUCAGCAGUGUGCAGUAUACAGU
Molecule: messenger RNA, 6321 nt
Organism: Myripristis murdjan (pinecone soldierfish)
Lineage: Eukaryota; Metazoa; Chordata; Actinopteri; Holocentriformes; Holocentridae
Product: otoferlin-like
Exons: 43
Coding region: 595-5940 (1781 amino acids)
Biological process (GO): synaptic vesicle priming; plasma membrane organization
Cellular component (GO): presynaptic active zone membrane; synaptic vesicle membrane
Molecular function (GO): calcium ion binding; AP-2 adaptor complex binding
Source: RefSeq, a predicted model, not a curated record